Aspergillus nidulans FGSC A4 is the source of this 156-nucleotide messenger RNA. RefSeq lists its product as uncharacterized. The record is from RefSeq and is a predicted model, not a curated record. The transcript has 3 exons. Lineage: Eukaryota; Fungi; Ascomycota; Eurotiomycetes; Eurotiales; Aspergillaceae. The coding region runs from base 1 to 156 and encodes 51 amino acids.
AUGCGGUAUCAGAUGGCGGGUGGAAACAGAAGUCCGAAAGCGCGCCAGCCGGCCGGUAUAGCUCCUGGUGGAAAAUCGUGUCAGCAGCUUUGUAGCCGGCGAAUGACCGUAUCCGUGCACACUGAGGAGACUUGCUGGCUUCUGCACGUCAGAUAA